UCCUGCUCCGAGGCAGGCGCGCUCUGCGUGUGCUCAGAGGCGCGCGCGUGGUGCAGGGCAGAGGGAGUCCCCAGCCCUGCCUUGGGGGCGGCGGAGUCGGCUGGGGAGCCCUUGCAGGCCAGGACGGAGCCCCACCCAGCACCCCCCUGGCUACCUCCUCCUCCUGCUCGCUGGUGCCCCAAAAAAGACCCCCCCUGGAUGUAUGCAAUGCAUGUGAUUCCAGAGAGAGAGAGAGAGAGAGAGAGAGAGAGAGAGAGAGAGAGAGAGAGAAUGUGAGCUUGGUUUGCUCCACCUUGCAAGAGUUAAAAGGUACUGAGCUGCAUUCCUAGAGAGGACAGGAAAUAAGGGGGGACGACGACGAGCAAAAGCCCCUCCCACCUCCCAAGGUUCCUCCUUGCAAGGGGGUGACUUUUAUUUCCUCUGCAAGAGCUGUCUAGGUAGCCCCUUCUGUCAUCUGGAUUCUCUGGCACCUCUCAUUAGGACAGGCAGAACUUGGCAGAAGACCUAGGGACUCCUUCCGAUCUCCUGGGAACAGAGAUGGAUGAGCAAGACUCAGCUGGCCCUGAAGCAGGAAGAGGUCAUGCCAUGGAAACGGAGAGCAGUGGGGAAUUCUGGGAAAACUCUGUGAAGAAGGAACUGGGUGAGGAGGACACCCCUUGCUCAGAGGUGCAGAGCCAGCAGCUCAGGCAGUUCUGCUACCAGGAGGCCAAAGGACCCCGAGAGGUUUGCAGCCAGUUCUACCAUCUUGACCAUCAGUGGUUGAAGCCGGAAAGGCACACGAAAGCUGAGAUGCUGGACCUGGUGAUCUUGGAGCAGUUCCUGGCUGUCCUUCCAGCGGAGAUGGAGAUCUGGGUGCGGGAAUGUGGAGCAGAGACCACUUCCCAGGCGGUGGCCCUGGCCGAAGGUUUCCUCCUGAGCCAGGCAGAGGAGAGGAAGCAGGCAGAGCAGCAGGGGAAGGAUUCGUUAGCAGAAAUGGGUCCAGAUUCCUCUGAGGCAGAGAAGACUCCCUUGGACUCCAGAGAGAGGCCUCUGGGAGACGGAACGAGGCCAGCAAGACCUGCUUGUCCAUCUUUUCUUGGUGGCGGAGGGGAAGCUGCCCCUGUGGACCCAGAGCAGGGUCCAGUGUGCUUUGAAGAUGUGGCUGUCCAUUUCACAGACGAGGAGUGGGCGUUGCUGGAUCCUGACCAGAGAGCUCUCCAUAAGGAAGUCAUGGAGGAGAAUCGUGGGAUCUUGGACUCUCUCGUUUCAGGUGGGGAUGAAUUGGAAAUGAAGAACAAGGGAGACCACAACGAAAUCCACACAGUGGAGGAGCCAUAUCAGGAUUCAGACUGUGGAGAGAGCUUCAGUCAGAGCUCCCAUUCCAUUUCCCAUCAAAGAAAUCCCCUUGAGAAGAAACACUAUCAGUGCUUGGAAUGUGGAAAGAGAUUCAAACGGAGUGCCCAUCUCACUUCCCAUCAAAGGAUUCAUACAGGGGAGAAACCAUAUCACUGCUUGGAGUGUGGAAAGAGCUUCAGUCACAGCCACGAUCUUACUUCCCAUCGUAGAAUUCAUACAGGAGAGAAACCCUAUCAGUGCUUAGAAUGUGGAAAAAGCUUCAAUCAGAGGGCCCAUCUCACGUCCCAUCAAAGGAUUCAUACAGGGGAGAAACCCUUUCAGUGCGUGGAAUGUGGAAAAAGCUUCAGUCAGGGCUCCAAUCUCACUGCCCACCGUAGAAUUCAUACAGGGGAGAAACCAUAUCACUGCUGGGAGUGUGGAAAGAGCUUCAGUCAAAGCCACAAUCUCACUUGCCAUCGUAAAAUUCAUACAGGGGAGAAACCAUAUCACUGCUUCAGUCACAGCCACGAUCUCACUUCCCAUCGUAGAAUUCAUACAGGGGAAAAACGCUAUCAGUGCGUGGAAUGUGGAAAGAGAUUCAGAAAUUGCUCAGAUCUCACUUCCCAUCGUAGAAUUCAUACAGGGGAGAAACCCUAUCAGUGCUUGGAGUGUGGAAAGAGCUUCAGCUGGAAACAGAGUUUUGCUUUCCAUAAAAAAAUACAUACAGGGGAGAAACCGUAUCAGUGCAUGGAAUGUGGAAAGAGCUUCAGUCAAAACCGCAGUUUCGCUUCCCAUCUAAGAAUUCAUACAGGGGAGAAACCCUUUCAGUGUCUGGUAUGUGGAAAGAGCUUCACCAGGAAAGAAAGUCUCACAUCCCAUCACAAAAUCCAUACAGGGGAGAAAUCCUAACAGUGCGUGGAAUGAGGAAAGAGCUUCAGUCAAAGCAACAAUCUCAUUUCCCAUCAGAGAAUUCACACAGGGUAGAAACUAUUUCAGUGCCAAGAGUGUGAUCGGAGGGAUUUAUGAAAGUCUUGUCUCAUUUUUAAAGUUCUUAACACAAUUGGAGCUCUUAAAAGGACUUAGAGCUCCCUGAAAAAGCUAAAAUCAAGACAGGUUUGGACAAGUUUGUUUCUCUUUGAAGGAAAAUAUUUCUUCUACUCUGAGCCACUUAAAGAGAAUUGGAUUGAAGACAAACACUCUUGUCUGGACACCUAAAUUGCUAUGUAUUCUUGAACACAUUCUUUUUUUCUUUUUUAUGAUUCCUCUCUUAAAGUAAUUAUUUGGUUUAUUUGUUUUAUUCGAAUCUUAAUUUGAGAAAUUGGAUUUUAUGUUAAACAGCUUAUGUGUGUUGGGGAUCAGGCUGGAAGGAAGAGGGAGGGCUGGAAAAAUCAGGAAACAGGAUCUCUUAGGAAAGAGUUAUUCUGUGACCUUGACAAACUGAUAAGGUGCUGCUGGAAAAUAGGCUUCUUUGAGAACAAGGGAGAGGGAGAUUUUGAAUAUGGCAGUUCAAAAACAGUUAACACCAGGCCUGUGUUAAAUUUGGAGAAGCUAUUAGCCCGAAUUGAUAAAAAUCAUUAAAUGGUGACAAAUUUGACCACUAAAGUAGAGACACUGACAAAGAAAACAGAAGCACUAGAUAUCUCCAUGAAAGGAAGGGAAGAGAAGUCUGAAAAGCUGGAAGACAAAAAAUGGAAAUCAGAACAGGAGACGCUUAGGAUUGAUGUGGACGGUUUGGGUGG
Messenger RNA from Podarcis muralis (Common wall lizard), 3053 nucleotides. The record is from RefSeq and is a predicted model, not a curated record. NCBI's taxonomy places the organism in Eukaryota, Metazoa, Chordata, Lepidosauria, Squamata, Lacertidae.